Messenger RNA from Penicillium canariense, 1272 nucleotides. RefSeq lists its product as uncharacterized. The record is from RefSeq and is a predicted model, not a curated record. The coding region runs from base 1 to 1272 and encodes 423 amino acids. Gene Ontology annotation, molecular function: gamma-glutamylcyclotransferase activity. The transcript has a single exon. NCBI's taxonomy places the organism in Eukaryota, Fungi, Ascomycota, Eurotiomycetes, Eurotiales, Aspergillaceae.
AUGGCCAUUGUUGAUCACCCUCGGCGAGUGGCCGAGGAAGCAGCGCCUCCACCCACUGAGUGCCGCUUCAGUGCGAUUGAGCCGCUGACCUGGCUACGUGGCCUUCUACCUACUAGUCUGACUCGAUCCACGAGCCCUCAAACUCGUCCGCUUCCUACCACCACUACAGACCGCCGGCGCGCAUCUAUUAUCGCAGCCUCUCUCGAUCAAGAUGCACACCUCUCAGAGAAGAUCGCAAAGCAACAGGAGACUGGGGUGGAGCUUGCGGGGACAGCUGCGGAGGGGGAGACAGUCCUGUACCUAGCGUAUGGUUCUAACCUGGCUUCCCAGACCUUUCGUGGUAUGCGCGGGAUCAAGCCCCUAUCGCAGAUUCCUGUGCUUGUACCGGAGCUCCGUCUGACCUUCGACCUCCCCGGAAUCCCAUAUGCCGAACCCUGUUUCGCGGGCACACAAUUUCGGGAUCCCAAUGCUGCAUACGAUCGACAGAUCGAGUCUGAAGAUGACGACACGUCUUUGCUCGACGGAGAAUUCAUGCCAGAGAAGGAACUGGUCCUGGUUGAGACGCGGGAAGUCCAACGGUCGGAGGCGAGCAGGAAUCGGUGGCAUAAACCUCUUGUUGGGGUUGUAUAUGAGGUGACGCUAGCCGACUACGCGAAGAUCAUCGCUACCGAAGGAGGCGGUCGUGGGUACCGGGAUAUUGUCAUCGAUUGCUACCCCUUUGAGAAAGACUUCAAGCCCAGCGACCCCGUGCCUAACCACCCUGAAACCAUGCCAUUCAAAGCACACACUCUUCUUUCACCGGCUGCAGAUGACGCCCGGAAAAGGAGCGAGGUAAUCAAGAGCGGCGACUCAUCUGUCGCAAAUACUUCCAGUCCCAGUCUCUCAGUUCUGGGUGACGUUGGGCCGCACAUGCGUCCUGAUCCAGAGUACGCACAGCCCUCUGCCCGCUACCUGAGCCUGCUUGUCAAAGGCGCUGCAGAGCACGAGCUGCCAGUAUCAUACCAGAAUUAUCUCUCUCAAAUUCAUCCAUAUAAGAUCACCACGAUCCGGCAGAACAUCGGGAAGGGGAUCUUCCUUGUUGUAUGGGGACCCCCCGUACUCUCCCUGUUGGCUUUCUCAAAGAAAUUCGCGGGACCUGAUGGACGAAGCCCACCAUGGCUGGUGACCCUGUCGAAUGUAGUGUUUGCGGCGGUGUGGAGCAGCUAUGAUUGCUUCUUCAAGAGGGCGUUUGGCGAUGGUGAGCGGACAUUGGAAGAUACACCGACCAUUUAA